UGAGUUUGAAAGAAGCGGGCGAAAAUCUAUUGCCAAUGGAGCAGGUGCGAACGGUAGUGAUUGGAUGUAGAAUGCAAUAAAACAUCUUAGUGGAGGAACCAGAGAGUUUAGAGAGCAACUAUAACAAAACGAACAUUCAACUAAUUGAUUUGCAUCUAUGUAAUUUAUGCCGCUAUGUAUUAAUAUUUUUUUAAUGAGUGCAUUUUAAUGCCGGCGAGCCUCCUGACUUAUGCAUUUGAUUUUAGUUUGAUUACUGAUAUUAUAAAUAUUAUAGAUGUUAAGUUUUCAUAUUUUUCAGGAUCUUUUUUUCUGUUGGAUAUUUGCAUUCCAUAAAUUUUGACUGCAGCCUGACUUUACGCCCACACUGGAGUUUUCAAGAUUUACCCGUGAUCUAACAUGACGUCGAAGAGAUGGGCAAUGUGUGUGUUGCAUAGGUUAUAACAGGUGCCAGUAUGCACUGCGAAAUGAUAACGUUUAUUACGCGAUUUGUGUAUGAUGGAAAAGAAGCAGACUCAAAUCACCACACAGUAUACGUUAACUCCACGCCGCAUACCUCCUCAAAAUAUUGUGAAUCGUUUGUGUAAACGAGAAACUUUUGGGUGUGUGAAACCUGGCACUCAUUUCCACGUCGCUAGAAAAUUUCAUCAAAACGUGUUCCCGAAUUUCACUAUUAUUAACGUAGAAAAACCACCUUGUUUCCUUAGAAAAUUUAGCCCAGAUGGUCACCAUUUUAUUGCAUUUUCUUCAGAUCAAACUUCUCUGGAAAUAUAUGAAUAUCAAGGGUCCGCUGCUGCAGCUGAUCUUAUUGAAGGUGCCAAAGGAGAAUAUAUUGGAAAUAGAAAUGAUAGACGCAGUGAAACUGUUCGUGGCAAAGUGUUUGAACGAUUUUUCAAGCUUAAGUAUACUGUUAAUGUUGCACAAAGUGGAGAACAGCUCAAUAGGGAAUGUAGCUUGUUCACUGAUGAUGGACGUUAUGUUAUUAUUGGUUCUGCAGCUUACAUUCCAGAUGAAUUACAUCCCCAGUUCUAUGAAAUAUAUACAAACAAUGAAGCGGUGACACCUAAUCCAAGGUCUCCCCUUGAAGAUUAUUCUCUGCAUUUAGUAGAUCUUCAGGCUGGAAGACUUUGUGACACAAGAAAUUUUAAAGCUGAUAAAAUAUUUCUGUCUCAUAACCAAGGACUGUACUUGUAUAAAGACACACUGGCUGUGCUCUCUGUUCAACAUCAAACCAUUCAUAUAUUUCAAGUUGUUGAUGGUCUUCUUUUGAAUGUACAUUGUAUUGGACGCUUUUGCUAUGAAGAUGAUGAAUUUAUUCUUUCUUCUAGUCUUUCUCCUCAGUCCGGGUCCCAUACAUACAGACCAUUCAGUGAGGUUACAAUCAAUUCUUUGAAGCACAGACUUCUUGUUUUUCUAUUUAAUAGAGCCAAGAACAUAUCAGAAAGAACAAAUCAUCCUUUUGAAUUGAGAAAAUUCUAUCAGUAUUUCGAUCAGUUUAAGUCAUUACGUAUGUGGAAGAUGCAGCUAUUAGAUGAAAAUCACUUGCUCAUUAAAUAUGCUAGUGAUGAUGUUGUGACUCUACGAGCAACUGAACCCAACUCCCAACCUUCAUUUUUUGUGGUUUAUAACAUAUUCAGUGCUAAAGUACUUGCUGUGUAUGAAAAUACUUCUGAAGAACUUUUGGAGUUGUUUGAGAAUUGUUGUGAUUUGUUCAGAAAUGCAAAAUUGCAUUCAGAAUCACAGUUCACUUGUUCACCUUCAAACAACAUGUAUGCAAGACUGAUUCAACGACGCUUCAAGCAAACUAUUGUAAGUGCUAGAUUUGGAGGCCCCACAGAAGCUACAAAAAGGCUUUUGGCACAGUUACCCAUUAGUGCCCAAUCGUAUAGUAGUUCUCCGUACCUUGACCUGUCAUUGUUUAGUUAUGAUGACAAAUGGGUCUCUGUUAUGGAACGUCCUAAAGCUUGUGGAGAACAUCCUAUCAGGUUCUAUGCUCGUGAUUCAGGUUUGCUCAAAUUUCGCAUCUAUGCUGGUGUACUUGGGAAAAGUCCACCUCCUUUGGCACGUAGACUUGUUGCUUUCACAUUCCAUCCGACAGACCCUUUUGCAAUAAGUGUCCAGAGAACAAAUGCAGAAUAUGUUGUAAAUUUUCAUGUCAGGCAUGCAUAACAGAAAGGUAACAGUAUUUAUUGAAGUGGAAUUUUUAAUGUUGUAUGCCAGUUCACUGUUGGUAAAUAUUUUUUUACUACUUAAUGGAGCGUAUCCAUCUUGAUAUAUGUGCAAAUUGACCCUAAAGUUCAAGAAGAGAAAAGUCAUAAAUGUUUGUUUCUUGGAGAAUGUAGAUUUGAAUUUUGGAAAGUAUGUUAAUUACGUGAGUCACUCUGGUAGUUAAUCACUCCUGGGUGUUGACAAUAAUUGUUAAAAUAUCAUGUACUGGCUUCCAGAUGUUGUGCUAGUUGUUUUUCUGUUAAUGCUCUUAUUUUCAACGUGUUUGUUAAAUAACAGUACAAGUGUGUGAAAUGCAAUAAAAGUGUGAUACUCAAUGAAAAGUUAUCUUAAUUGUUGAUAAUUUGUGAACUAAGUUUAAGAAAAUUAAAUGAAAAAAUUUGUGUACAAUUAUUAUGUCAGUGUUUUCUGCUCAUGAUUGUAUUAGCUAAUUUGAUGUGAUGAAAAUAAAACAGUUUUUUUUGUUUUACUGUUAAAUAUAAACCUAUCACAUGUAUUAUUGUAUUUUUAGUCAUUAAUUGUGUAGGAACAGUAUCCUUGAUAGUAUUUAAACCAAAGAUGAUCUGUUUCAGAUA
Gryllus bimaculatus (two-spotted cricket) is the source of this 2798-nucleotide messenger RNA. The record is from the annotation of a GenBank genome assembly. NCBI's taxonomy places the organism in Eukaryota, Metazoa, Arthropoda, Insecta, Orthoptera, Gryllidae.